GCAUACCAUAUUCCUUUUGUUGUGUGGUGGGGAACUUUUUUCUCGCAGAAUUACACCCAAAAUUGCAGAGAAAAUGCAACAACAGCCGGUAUCAAUAUCAUCCAACUUGGACCAUCAGAUAAUAACAACUAAUCAUGAUCUUAGCCAACUUGUGCCGUCAUUUCUAGGACAAUCCAUCCAGGCUCAGCAGUCAGCGUCGACCCAAGGAAAUGCGGCUCAAAAUGUCGCAGCGAGUACGGUUCUUGUCAGUGCGUACAGCAUGUCCCCGAUGAUGAGCGCCGCCGGAACUCCACGCAUGAGUUUUGCUGGGAGUAUGGUGUCACCGAAUACGUCAGCUCCUCCUUCGGCGGCUGCAGCAGCAGCAGCAGCGGCGGCGGUGGGAGGUGGUGGUAUUCCUUUGCCCCUGAUGUCUCCGGUCGGGAUGCAUGGUUUGCCGGCUGGUCCACGAACGCCUGAUGGACAACCUCUGCUUUCCCCGAUGGGUGCAUUUCCUGGCUACCCCUACCAAGCCGUCAUGCCACCCCUGGAGUCUCCUACCAGCCUUCUUCAGGCCAGGCUACAACACUCCCCAGGAUUCCCCUUCCCUCAGCAAGCAACCAUGCAUCCACAACAAGUCUUCUUUCCCGGGCCCUACGAUGACCAGGGGACUGGCCAAAGGGUUCCCACUAUUGACAAGAUGUCUUGGCUGGAUGCUGCAGAGAUUAUUUUGGAGGAAGCCCAACAGCCCCUUCAUCUCAAAGACAUUAAGCAAAGGAUCGUAGAACAGGGACUGGUUGGUCCUAAUGCAAGGUCCAGUCUAGAGACCCUCAUGUACAGGGACGCACAGAAAGGCAGCAAACGAUUUGUUAAGUUGGAUGAACUUCUUGGAGUCUUCAGGCUUAUGACACCUGAGGAGAAAAAGGCUGCCAGGAAAACCAACAAAAGAGCCCCCAAGCAAGCGACCCCAAAGGCAACCUCCCUGAAAACGACCGUCGCAACCACGGUCACAACCACUACAACAGCGCCAACAAUAUCACCAACAGCCACAACUGAACCAACAACAGUGACUAGUCCGACUGCUGCAGCGCAAGCCGAGAGGAACGCCAAAUUCAAGAGGAAGAGCCAGAACCUAAGACGUCUUAUCAAGGCCAUGGUCUUUGAGAAUGCUGCCCUCUGUGAUGAAGUGGCGCGAACCGAAGCCAAGCUGCCGAGAGCGAGAGCGGAACGGCGGUUCCUCCUUCUGCGACUUCUCCACUACCAAGCCUUGACCGGGAAACCCCUCCUGGACAAUGACCAGCAGCCAGCUGUCAAGAAGGAGACGAACACAAAGGAGAAGGAGGCAGAAAAGACAAAUAGGAAAGAGAAGACAGAGAAGGUAGCAAGGAAAGAUAAGGAUAGGGAGAGAAAGAAGGACAAGAACAGGCAUAAGCACAAGAAGAACAAGAAAGGAUCUAAAGAUGGCGAUAAGAAAUUAGAAGCAAAUCAACUCAAGAAGAAAAAGCCAAGUAGCAGCCUGAAAAGACACAUCUUGCCCAUACCUAUGAAUGAAGAAGGUCAGCCAAUCUUCCCCAUCGCCCAGGGAAGCCUGACCGUCCACUCCCUGGGGAAGGUCAUCCCAGACAAAGUCACCUUCCACUCGGACCGAUUCAUCUACCCUGCUGGUUUCCAUAGCACCCGUAUCUAUGGCAACAUGGAUGACCCAAAGAAGAAGUGCGUUUACACCUGCAAGAUUAUUGACAAUGGAGGGGAAGCCAAGUUUGAGAUUUGUGAUGACCAAACACCACCUACCAUCCUGAGUGCGAACACAGCUACAAAGUGCCAUCGAAAACUGCUUCAGGCCAUCAAUAAAGCUUUUGGUGAGGACAUUGUCAACGAGUCCCGGGACCGGUCCCAAGAAUUCUUUGGCUUCUCCCACCCCACCAUCCAGAACCUGAUCCAGGGCUUAGCCGGAGCGACCCAGUGCAUGGCCUACCGCUGGCUACGGUUUGAGGAAUGCAAGCCUGAGGAGAGAGAAAAAAUCGCUCACUGGUAUGAGAGCGACCCAACCGUCUGCUACGAGGCUCUUUGUAACGCAUACAAGAAAAAGAUGGAUGACAAACAAGCUGCAGCUAUAGCUUCCACAACUACCUCCGCGCCACCAACGUCAUCAGCAUCAGCGACCUUCCCAACGUCAAUGUCUUCGACUGGCUCGAUGUCACCAAGCGCUUCAAUGUCAUCGGCCACCAUGCCUGUUACACCUGUAGCGUCACCGUCAGAAAGUCAUAAUCUAAGAUCAUUGCUUACCUCGGCUCCCAUAGUUAGCCUGCAGCCUUCGAUAUCAGCAAGACUGGACAGUUUCUCGGGAAAUGAAGGGAAGUGAUGGCACUCGCACUGGUGUAUAUUUACCUGGUCUCCAAGCAGUUGGACUUCUGUUCAAAUAGUCUAAUACCACUUGGGCUGAAUACAAGGUUUAUUUUCACUUGCUCUACUUGUCAGAUGGUCUAUUACUACAUGGAGUAAACUGAAGGUUUAUAUUCAUUUGAUCUACAAGCAUGUGGGCUACUUUUCAGAUGACCUAAGUACCACAUGGGCCAGAUCCAACUCUUAUUUAUAUUUACUGGGUCUGCAAGCCAUUGGUACCUUUCUCAGAAAGUCUAAUAUACCACUUGUGCUUAACCCAUUUAGACUUCUAUCAAUUUGUUAUAAUGUACUUUCGGUGUACAAAUACAAUUGAUAUACUAGUAAUUUCCACGUAGUCUAGUGAUAAAUUCUGUCAUUACUUGAUCAAUAUAAUUUCCACUUCUUGUUGUUUACUACUUACAAAUGAAAAUUUGGGUCACUAAUGGUUCAUCUAACCAAGUAACCAUACAGACUCAGUGAAGUUAGACCAAAUGGAUAUUAGACAAAAUGGGUAUAACCCAAAUGGGAAUUAGAUGAAACAGUUGAGAAACAGAUGAGACUGAGUGGCAAUCAGAUGAAAAGACUAUUGCCAAACUGGCUAUAGACUAAAUGGGAUAAGACCAUAUGGGAUGCGACCAAACGGGCAGAAGACAGUGGUUUUAACAAUUUACCACAUUAGUUACAAACUCUGUGAUACGCCUGUAAUUUAAGAAGAUUCCCCAUUGCUCCUAACUUGAAAUUCUUUAAACAACAGUUUCAUUCAUGUAUAUAUAUAUUUUUUUAAACAUGUGCACAUUUGUACAGUUUUCUAAAUUUUCUGAAAAAUACAUGGUAAUUAAUCA
This is a messenger RNA of Lytechinus pictus (painted urchin), 3200 nucleotides long. RefSeq lists its product as uncharacterized. The record is from RefSeq and is a predicted model, not a curated record. The coding region runs from base 74 to 2338 and encodes 754 amino acids. Gene Ontology annotation, cellular component: nucleus. NCBI's taxonomy places the organism in Eukaryota, Metazoa, Echinodermata, Echinoidea, Temnopleuroida, Toxopneustidae. The transcript is spliced from 11 exons. Gene Ontology annotation, biological process: regulation of cell cycle; regulation of DNA-templated transcription.